ACCAUGUUUAAUGUUUCUUAAAUUUAUGACAUGUAAAAAUAUUAAUUCUUAACAUGGUUUCUAACUGUUAUUUUUUUAAUUUUGAUAUUUAAUAACCUUUUUUUUUUUUAAUAUUUACUGUAAUAAUGAAUUCAUUUCCACCACGAACUGCUACGCUAUUGUAUGAAUUAGACAGUAUGUAUAAAACUUAAAUGGGAGUCCAGAGCAUGUAAUGGCAAAAUACAAAGCGAAAAAAAUAAAAACAAAAAAAAUAUCUUUGGCGGGAAAAUUCUGAAACUACUGAAGUAUACAUUUUUUUUUUCUGUAUUAGAAAAAAUUUUUUCCAAUUUUGAUGUUCUAGUUUUUCUUUUUGUUUCAAUUAUUCACAUUCUAAAUUUUGCCAUUCCAAAUACUGCUGUUCCAUAUGGGACCAUUCUACAUAAUGCUAUUCGUUCACUCAAAUACAUUUUUUAAAAUAUCACUAUAAUUACUUAUUAUACUGUGUCAAAUAUUUUCUAUUUAAUUUUAUUACAAAAAUAACACUAAUUCUAUUUUGCUUUGUUGCAGAAAAACUCAUGGUUCUUUUACGAGAUGGUAGAACGCUUAUUGGAUAUCUAAGGAGUGUUGACCAGUAUGCUAAUUUAUUACUUCAACAAACUGUUGAACGUAUACAUGUGGGUAGGAAAUUUGGUGAUAUACCCAGAGGUGUGUUUUUAGUGAGAGGAGAAAAUGUAGUUUUACUUGGAGAAAUUGUAAGAAUGUUAAUUACUUGUUCAUUGUCUAACAAAAUUAAUUAUUUUAAAAUUUGUAGGAUUCACUACAAGAAGCUGAUCAAAUGUUUGAAAGAGUGUCUAUUGGAGAAAUUUUAGCUUUGCAAAAACAAGAGCAAGAUGCCAAAACUGAAAGAGCAAAAUCUAUUGAGCGAUCUUUGAAAAGAAGAACUACGAGAUAUCCUCCUGACAUUAUUCAAGAUGACUUUCUUUGAUUAACAGUAUAUCAUAAUUAUAAUAACAAAUCAACAAAUUUUGAAACAAAUAUUUUCCAAAUUUAGUUUUUUUUUUACUGAUUGAAAUUUUAUAUUGUAGGGAACUAAAUAGUAAUUUUUUGUUUAGUUAUCAACAUUUACACCUUACAAACUAACCUCGCCCCACCAAUGAAACAAUGACUAAUGUAAAAUAUCAUAUGACAUAUUGUUACAAUUUCUAUGUGUAAAGUAAGUUUUUUAAAAUUUUAAAUUAAAAAUAUAAAAAUAAUUAGUUGUAUUUUAUCUAAUAGCAAUAAAACAAAACUUGUAUUUUUUAUAACCAAACAAAAAUAAUGAAUCUAUUUUUAAUUCAAUAAAAGUUCUAUUGAUUUAAAAUAAUAGUAUUUUAUAUUUAACUAUUACAGAAUUAUUUUUCAUUUUAGAACUAUUAAAUGAAAUAGAGAUUGUCAGAUUUAAUUGAACUAAGUAACAGAUAAAAAUGAGACCGUCAUAAUAAAAUAUUUCUUUUAAAUUAUUUAUUUAUUUAAUUACAUUAAUUCAUUUUCUAGGAGAUACAGAUUAAAUUCAAGACUAAAAAUACUAACUUAACCUAAUAUACAAUGUACCACAAAACUAUAUAUGUAACUUUAAAGCAAUAAUAUUAUAAUGUACUACAAUCAUUGUUAAAUUUUGAUUUAUUAUUCUAAUUAAAAUAAAGUUAUACAUUUUAUAAUUAUUAAUAAUAAUUUAUUAUUUAGUGACUUAGGACAUAAAUUAAAAUAUAAUUUUUGUACAAAUUUUAAUAUGUUUACUAUUUAGUUAAUAUAUAUUAUCCAUAAAGGUUCUUUUGUAAAUUCAACCAUUACCAUUUUAUAAACUUAAUGCUAUUUAAAUGAUAAUUAUGUAUUGUAAUAUAUUAAUUAUUUCGUGAAAAAUUAAAUAAUCUGAUUAAUACAAAAUAAUAUUUUAUGUUUAUUUUCUUAAUGAAUAUGAGUUUACGUAUUGUUAGGUGUGUAGAUAAAAUGUAUUAAAUUUAUUUAUUUAUUUUUAUAUAGUUAUUAAUUUUUUUUAUGUAUACAACAAAAUUGACAUUGACAUCAAUACUUGUAAAUUAUAAUACCAUUUUAAAUUGUAAUUUUGUAGAUUAAUAAAUUAAAUAACAGAUAUAAUUAAUUAUAAAAAAUUUAUUUGGAAUGUGGAAUUUUUAUUGGGAUUUAUUGAAAUAAUAUGUUCUGAUUUUUUUUUUUUUUUAUGUUAAUAAAGUUUCAACUUGUAUACCAAUAGGUGAUUAUAUAAAUUGAAUAUAUUUUAGUUUCAAUGUUUUGUAUUUAUCAGAUUUCUAUUUGACACAAACAAUAUGAGUAUUAUUUUAAAGCUCUAAGUAGAUCACUAUUUGUGAAGAUUCCAAUAAAGUUAAUAAUGUAUUCUACAAUCUUAUACCUCAUCUGACUGUCUUUUAGUGUUCCUCUGCCUCCCUACAUACAUUAUGUCCUUUACUAUAUCCUAUUGUAUUUUUAUAACACAUCCAAGUAUCCACUAUGUUAUUGUGUUUACAAAAGUUUGUGAAAAUACCAAAGCUUUACAACUUUUACAUAAAUAAUAAGUGGAAUAUCUUGUUAAUGGGUUGAUGGAAAUCAAAAAAUUUCAACAUCAAAAUUUAUUUAAACUAAUACUAUUUAUUUAUGACAUUUUGAAUAUAGGUUCUCAUUUGAAUUUCAGAAGUUGAUCCUUAACACAUCCCCAUGAGAGUAAAAAAAAUAACAAAUUAUAAAUCCACCUAUAUAUAUUAUAUAGAGUCAUAAUAUAAGAAAUUUAAUUUCACUGCAAGGAGAAAGUUAAAAAAAAAACCUUUGACCUGGUAUAGAUUAUUAUUAUUAUUUAGUAUUAUUUAUAAAUACUUCAAGCUAGAACCAUUUCAACCAGUAUACAAGUAGGCGACUACACUUGUAUGAGCUAAAUGCAAAGAGAACGAAAAGACAAAAUAUGAAAUUAAAACAAGUUAUUAUUAUAGAUAAAACUUAAUUUUUCUUAAACUACAUUACACAAAAUGCAUUUUCUACAAUUAAUUUUAUUGAAUGUUGACUGGUAUAACAAAUAUCACAUAAACAAAUAAAACGUAAAAAGCAACUAAAUAGUUUCAUUAUUAGCACAUAGUAUUUUAAUAAUAAAUUUUACAUAAUAAUAAAUGACAAAUAUAACCGAAUAAAUCUAAUUUAUAAACUAAAAUGUUUGAUCUUCAUUCACCAUAUUUAAUUUUUGAUUUAUGAACAAUGGCAACCAUUAAAGUCCAUUUUGUAAAAUAUGGUAAGCAGCUCCAAGAGCCCAGCUUAUUUCGUGUCCGUCAAUAGUAUUUAAUAGCUAUAAGAUAUAAUAAUAUUGAUUAAAUUUUCAAAACCUAAAUAGAUAAUAAAUUUGUAUAUAAGCUAACCAACUUACAGAGACUGGUGUUUCUAUCGGUAAACCAAAUCCUUGUUCUAAUAACACAGAAAUAUAGGUCAAGUCAAGACAUUUGAAUGGACGUAAUUCAUUAUAAGCUGUUUGGGCACAUUCUA
This is a messenger RNA of Cinara cedri, 3495 nucleotides long. NCBI's taxonomy places the organism in Eukaryota, Metazoa, Arthropoda, Insecta, Hemiptera, Aphididae. The record is from the annotation of a GenBank genome assembly.